Molecule: messenger RNA, 1451 nt
Organism: Thalassophryne amazonica
Lineage: Eukaryota; Metazoa; Chordata; Actinopteri; Batrachoidiformes; Batrachoididae
Gene: sgta
Product: small glutamine-rich tetratricopeptide repeat (TPR)-containing, alpha
Exons: 12
Coding region: 171-1109 (312 amino acids)
Biological process (GO): post-translational protein targeting to endoplasmic reticulum membrane
Cellular component (GO): membrane; TRC complex
Molecular function (GO): molecular adaptor activity; protein binding
Source: RefSeq, a predicted model, not a curated record
CUUUAAAGUGACGUAGUGACAAAGCGACGAGCUAAUCUGUUAGCUGUUUGGGGGCUACAUGGUCGAAUCGGGGAGCGGAGUUGUAAAUUAUUUGUUGUUGGGAGAGAAUCAAGAUCCAGCUGGGUUUGUCUCCAUCGUCAGGCACACAGAGGUCUUAACCUCUUAUCACCAUGACAGACUCGAAACGUCUCGCCUUCUCCAUCAUCCAGUUUCUCCACGAUCAGCUACAGUCCGGCAGACUUUCCUCAGAUGCCCAGGAGAGUCUGGAAGUUGCCAUCCAGUGUUUGGAGACGGCAUUUGACGUUUCCUCUGAUGACCAGAGCCUCGCUGUCCCUGUAACCUUACCCGAGAUCUUUGAGUCUACCGCAGCCAAAUUCCCGGCUCAGACGCAGGUCAACAACAACGCAACCUCCAGCUGCACCACUGAAGAGCAGAGAGCUGAGGCCGAGCAACUCAAAACCGAUGGUAAUGACCAGAUGAAGGUUGAUAACUUUGCAGCUGCUGUAGAGUUUUACUCCAAAGCGAUAUCCCUGAACCCUCAGAACGCCGUCUACUACUGCAACAGGGCAGCAGCGUACAGCAAACUAGGAAACUACGCUGGAGCCGUGCAGGACUGUGAACAGGCCAUCCGGAUCGACCCAAACUACAGCAAAGCCUACGGGCGGAUGGGUUUGGCACUGACCAGCCUGAACAAACACACGGAGGCCGUGAGCUACUACAGAAAAGCUCUGGAGCUCGACCCCGACAACGAAUCCUACAAAGCCAACCUGAGGAUCGCCGAGGACAAGCUGGAGAGUCCAACGGCAGGUGUGGGUGGAGUGGACCUGGCUGGUUUACUCAGUAACCCCGGCUUCAUGAACAUGGCUUCGUCUCUGAUGACCAACCCUCAGGUUCAGCAGCUGAUGUCUGGGAUGAUGUCAGGAGCUUACGGCGGGAUGGGAGGAAACGCUGAACACGGCGCUCCUGCAGGCGGAGAUUUAUCAGGACUGAUCCAAGCAGGUCAACAGUUUGCUCAGCAGAUGCAGCAGCAGAACCCUGAACUUAUCGAACAGCUGAGGAGUCAGAUACGCAACCGGACGCCGAGCGCUGGGAACGAGGAGCAGCCGUGACGUCAGAAAAGGUGUGAAGGGUGUUCAUCCAGGAGUUGGUUUUCAGACUGGCUGGUCUCUUUUAUGCUGAUCUAAUUCACGGUGACUUGAGGGACUAAAAGGAAACUUUCCAUCCGGUGUGCGAGACUUGGUUCAGGAAACAGGUUCACCAAAAACACAGACUUCCUGCUGCUGCGGUUUUUAGGAGGAAACUUUUCAAACCAAACGCAGAUUCACUAAAACCAGGAAACAGAUUCCACACGUUUAAAACAUGUCAGAUGUUUGUUUUUCAGGACAUAAAAAGAGAAAAGCUUUUAUCUUAAAAAAUUAAAAAUAAAUAAAAAACUACACGGUGUAAGAGUU